CUAGAAACCCGCCUUCUCAUGGUUUGGUACUCUUUACUUAGGGCGACUCGACUCAACAAAUGAAUGCUGCUCCGAAUUUCCCCAUUAAUGGUGUUUUCGAUGAUUACUUUUCAAUGGGUUAGGAGACGAGUUCUCAGUGAUAUGGUGGAGCUCGGAGCUGUGAAAUAUGCGUGUGUUGUGCUCAGGGCGUCGUUUAUUUAUUGUUUUGAGCUAACCUCUUGGUUUCAAGGUUUUGAUUAUCUAUUUCAAAAAUUGUGAUGUGGGCUUUGAAAAUUUCAGUGAGGUGAAUUGGGAUCCUGUUGUCAACGGUUUGGCUAUAAGUUUAUGAUCUUAGGGUUUUGUUAGGAGUCUUGGGUUUUAAAGGUGUUGACUUCGGGAUGUUGUUCAGUCUUAAGAUUAUCAGAGUGCCUCAUUUGGCAUUUGGUUGUGUGAAUGAUCUUUCCUGACUGCGUUUAGGGCAUUUUAGGGUAGUUACUUAAGGCUUUAGAAGUGUUGCACUUCAUAUUUGUGUGGUUUUGUUAUGCUGGUUUAAAGAAUUUGUGUUUGGGGCAAUUGUGGGGUUUCAUAGUGAUUUUGAGGAACUUAUUUGCUCUCUCCGUUGAGUCAUUUUAAGCAUUUUUGUUUAAAUUUUGGGGUUGGGAAUGGAUCCCGAUGCUGAAGAAACUAAAUCCAAUGGGGCUGACCCAUUGGAUGAAAAAGGAAAAGGAGCAGCGGCUGAAACCACAGAGGCAAAUGAAGAUGAAGAGAAAAAGAAAGAAAUUGACUCUAAAGAACAAGAAGGUGAUGCAAACAAUGGAGUAAGCAAGGAGGAGACCAAGGAGACUGAGACUAAGGUAGAGAGCAAGGAGACGGAGACUAAUGAAGAGAGUAAGGAGGCAGAGAGUAUGGAGAAAGUGGUCAAGGAGAUAGAGAGUGAGGAGAAAGAAAGUAAGGAGACAGAGGGUAAGGAGACAGAGAAUAAGGAGAAAGAGGGCCAUGAGACACUGGUUAUAGAGAAAGAGGGUAAGGAGACAGAGGGUAAGCAGAAAGUGAGUAGGGAAAAGAAAAACAAGGCGAAUAAGGGCAAGGAUACAGUGAGCAAAGAGAAGAAGAACAAAGAGAAAGAGAGCAAGGAGGGAAAGAAUAAAGAGGAGGAGGGCCAGGCAGAAGAGAUGAAAGAAGAUGAGACAUGCGAGAAAGAAGAUAAAGAUGAGGCGGUUGGUAAGGAGGAGGAACCAAAGGGAACUCCAACAACUAAGAAAAGGGGUAGAAGAUCCAGCAAAGCUUCACAGGAAGAGAGCACACAGGAAAUCUCAGCAAAGAAGAAGAGGACUAGUGAUGUGGCUACACCUGCUACUCGUAGCAUUGAGCGUCCCUCAAGGGAAAGGAAAUCCAUUGAGAGGUUUAUUGUGUAUAAUGAGAAGGAGCCUUCCAAAGAGUUCUCCAUUGAAAAGGGUCAUGGCACGCUGCUGAAAGACAUACCCAAUGUUGCUUACAAGUUAUCAAAGAGGAAAUCUGAUGAUGUUUUAAAGAUGCUUCAUGUGAUUCUUUAUGGGCGGAGGGGGAAGAGUCAUCAAGUGAAAAGUAAUAUCUCUCAGUUCUCUGGUUUUGUGUGGGCCGAAAAUGAGGAGAAGCAAAGAUCCAAGGUAAAGGAAAAGCUCGACAAGUGCGUGAAAGAGAAAUUGCUUCAGUUUUGUGAUUUGUUUGACCUACGGGUUGCAAAGGUUACCUCAAGAAAGGAGGAGUUAGUUGCAAAGAUUUUGGAAUUUUUGCAAUCUCCACAUGCUACUACAGAUGUUAUUCUUGCUGAAAAAGAGCAGAGAAGCAAAAAGCGGAAGAGGCAGGUCAAAGGAAGUGUAGCGGGAAAGUCUCGAGGCACGCCAUCAAGAAGUUCAGCAAAGAAAAAAAGGAGUGCUGACACCCCAAAAUCAAAGGACAAAAAGGGUGCUUCGAAAGUGAAGGAUGACAAUGAGGAGGAAGAUGAAGAUGAAGAAAUGGAAGAAGUUGAGGGAGAGAAAGAAAGUGCGUCUCCAGAUGAGGCUGCCAUGGAGGAGUCAGACAAAGGUAGCGAAGAGGAAGAAGAUUUGGAAGAACAAGAGAAGGCAGAGGAAGAGCAAGUGGAAGAGGAAGAGGAAGAGAAAGUGGAAGAGGAAGAGGAAGAACGUGGCAAACAUGGAAGAGGUUCUAAAAGGUCGGUUUCAAAGAAGGAAACUGCUAAGAAGUCACCUUCCAAGAAAGCUUCAACACCUAAGAAGGUCAUUCCAAGCAAACCUUCAAAGAGUCCUUCAAAAUCUGCAUCUAAGAAGCCCAAAUCUGAUGAUAAGAAUGAUGCCAGUCCUCGCUCUUCAAGAAAGAAGAAAGACAAAGUAGGGUCCCAUGCCAAGUCUUCAACUGUGGAAAAAUCACCCACCAAAGAGAAGUCUGGUAGAAGGAAGAACAAAGGCAAGGCUGCAACUGAGUCCAGUGUUGAUGUACCUAGUGAAGAGGAUUUGAGGAAGGCGAUAUGUGAUAUUUUAAAGGAAGUUGAUUUCAACACUGCAACAUUCACGGAUAUCCUCAAACAGCUUGCUGCACACUUCAACACUGACCUUACAGAAAGGAAAUCAGCAGUGAAAAUCAUGAUUCAAGAUGAGCUGACAAAGCUUGCUGAGGAUGAGGAUGAGGAGUCAGAUGCUAAUGCUGGGAAGGGGGCCCCUUCAGAGGCCCCUGUCAAAGCUUCAAAAAAGGCAUAGUGCUUUGAAAGGAGAGUGUACUUUGAAAUGGCUAAUUAUUCCUACUCUUCCAAUUUGUGUUUUCUUUUGCUACAACAAAGUUAGGAUAUUCUAUGUUGCAAGUAGCUGGUCAUGCCAAGUUUCUACCAUUAUUGUUGGAUUUGAACAUAAUGAGUUUUUCUCCAGCUACUGGCCUUUCAUGUACACUGCUUUUGUAAUGAAUCCUUUGUAUUCUGCAUUUUAUGUCCAAGGAGUUUGAUCCUUCAAUGCCCUGGGGCUUUUUAAGUUA
This is a messenger RNA of Amborella trichopoda, 2979 nucleotides long. Its product is annotated as DEK domain-containing chromatin associated protein. NCBI's taxonomy places the organism in Eukaryota, Viridiplantae, Streptophyta, Magnoliopsida, Amborellales, Amborellaceae. Gene Ontology annotation, cellular component: nucleus. Gene Ontology annotation, molecular function: histone binding; DNA binding. Gene Ontology annotation, biological process: regulation of double-strand break repair; chromatin organization. The record is from RefSeq and is a predicted model, not a curated record.